AGAUCCAGUCCAGCUUUCAGCCUGAGCGUUGCUUGGUGACACCCACAAAAACUUGAAGCUUUGGUAUGUUCGGAACUAUUUUCGUUGGCUGAGAAGAAAUAUACGAACUAACUCGCCAAACUUUGUGUGAAACCGAUCAGAUUUUAUGGAUCUCUGGCAGAUACUGUAGCAGAUCGGUUUAAAGUAAGUAUUCCUCCAAGGCUUCCUGAAGAUCAGAUUCCUUGUUGGGUUACACCCAGGCCUUUGACCUUAGCAGCAUUUGUGAGGUUUGUUUUACUGAUUCUUGCAUUGUCAUGGUCUUAAGGAAGUUACUGAAGCACAGACAUUGUUUUCCAUUUAAAUUCCACCAAGAGCAGGAGGUGCAAGAGCAAAUAUGUUCCAACAAAGGACAGCAAAGUUUACUCUUAGAAAGAUCAGGUUCAUAUGCAAAGCCUUUUCUUAUGGCAGUGGUAGCACUGAAUUUGUCAUUCUUAGUUCUGUGAAAGCAUUUUACACAGAAUCAAUUAGUAUUUUUUAUUAUGAUAUGAUUAUAAUCAUUCAAUGCUCGCCAUGCAAACUUUAGUAAAGUAGCACUUUAGAAUUACAAUAAAAUAUCAUAAUUUGUCGUUAAUUACAAGUGUAGUUGUUUUGUGUGUGUGUGUGUGUGUGUGUGUGUUCUUUCAUGUUGCACAAGAAGAUAAUGGACUUUGUCCUAUGCUUGUAUAAUAUGCAGUCCACUUCUUUGCAGUGUGUGCAGGACAUCAGGUGCACUCUUUCACGUACACAUUCAGUGCCAAGAGAAAAAAGGAAACAGCACAGUGACACAGCAGAACAUGAGAUUGACUGAUAACCCUCCAUGCACAGCAGCCCCCUCCCAUUAUGCAACCCUCCCUGCUUGUUUCUUACUUAAUAUUUUUAUUAUAUAAAACCCAUUGUAUUGGACUGCUUCACAAAUUCAUUUGUCAUGUGUAUCAAAAUAAUUUGCAUAUUGAUUAGUCAGCAGAAAAAAAGAGUAACUAACUGAAACUCAAAUUUUUUAUCAAUUGAAGAUUUGCUUAAUAACAUUAUUUUUAUACGCUAGUUAAUAUUAUUUGCAUAGCCUGACAACUUUAGAGUUUGUAUUAUCAAUUGUUGUAAAAGUUCUCAAUUCUAAAAACUAUUCUAUCUCAAAUUGAGUCAAAUACAUUGUGUUUGUGCUCCCUCUAAUGGUUGCUUUUGAAUGACAUGCAGCUCCAUUGCCUAGAUUUGCUUUAAUUAUGCACUGUGAUAUUGGUCUUUGUAUCUGCUGUUUAUACUUUCAAAUAGCUGAUCGUAACAUUGUAGAAAGUGCAGGAUAAAAGAGAGUAUCAUUGUUUAUAAUUAGCAGCAUCAGAACAAUUAGAGCGUGUAAAUGACCACAAAAUAGUUUUAUUUACGCAUUAUUUUGCCUAUAUGUUCAUAUUAUGCAUUGACCUUUAAAUCUAAUUUUAGUUUAACUUUUCCUUAAGCAUAUCAGAGGCAUCUUUAGGGGCAUGUUGAGAUAUUUUAUAUCUUUGAAUUGAACAAUACAUUGUCCAAAUAUUUUCAUUUUCACAAAGAGAGCAGUAGCACAUAUACAUUAUACACAUUCCAGUAAUGCAGGACAUACAGCAGCGUUUGCAUAACCUAAAGAGGAUAGAGGAAUUAAGUACAGCAUUUGGGGAAUGAAUAAAGAAUUGGCAAAAGAAGAGAGUGAAGGGUGAAAUAUACAUUCUCUACCCAUUUCUUGUUUGAUUGUCAAUGCAUUUCACCCAGCACAUUGAAUCCAGAUGGAGAUGAGGAGAAAGAACAAGUUAACAACUCAGAGUCUCUUGGGAAUUUUGGCUACACAUUUGCUAGAUCUUGCCAUCACCGAGUGUAUGGUUGAUAUACAUCUGUCAUGCAUUAUUGAGGGGCUGCCAAAGGUGCUUCUCUGGCUUUAGAAACUAUGUCAGGGGUGUCUGUCAGGAAUGAGUUUUAUCUUUGACUGUUCAUUCCAUGUUAAUUCACAUUUAUCCAUUCUUUAAAGAAAUAAUAUGUUUUAACAUACAUUACAAUGUAAACAAAGCUUAACCGAGUCUGGAAAGGCUUUGACCCUACUUCAAACAAACAUUUUCUCCCAAUCAGUGAGGAUUGUACCGCUGGGGUCAGUGACUGUCUCUGUGUAUUAAGAGGAAAUUGCUUGAUUUACAGUGAUUUCAGCACAUGUUUCACAGAGCUGGAGCCUCUCCCAACUUUCCAGACAUUUUUAAGAAGGUUUCUGUGUCGGCCAAGUUGAUUGGACAUAAAAUGCUGAGGUGUGUUGGACUAAGGUUUAACCCCCCCUUGGGUAAUCAUCAUUAUAUUACUGCAUGUCCAAUUUGGGUUCCUCGGGGUGCUUCAAAACAAAGCAGCCAAUGCUUUCACACUCGGCUUGAAUGCUGCGAGUCCAAGCCUCCGUCCCGAAGAGAAUUCCCCCUGAAAUCUUUAUGGUGGGAUAAUUUGUUCCACAUGCCAGAGCUCACCCACUAAAUCACAGGGUCCCGGUAAUCAAUGCUUCCCUGUCUCAUUAUGGUGUGUUGUGCUGUCUCAGAGCAGGCUUCUGGAGGAUAAAUGUUCUCUUAGAUACAGACAAUUCCUUGAAGUGUAAGUCAUGUUCUGGAUAGGCAUCACCAAGCUGGGUAUGUGUCCAAUCAGAUGCGGUCAGCGAAUUGGCCGAGAGAUUUACGUUGCAAUUCGUUUGCCGAGAGGACGUUCUUGUUUGCGUUUCUGUUUCUAACUAUCUUUGUUGUUCUGUCUCCAAAGCAGAACUCUUUUAACACAUCACUCAGAUACUGUAAUGCUGGAGGAACUCCUUUUAUUCCUCCUUGUAGUUGAUCUGCAUAGCUAAUGUUUUGGAUUAUUUUCCCAUCUUUUAGGAUUUAGCGAAAAGUAUAAUCACUCUCGCCCUUCAAGUUGAUCCAAAGUUGUUUAAUGCACUGGAUUAUAUUCCUAAAGACUCAAAGAUCUGAGGCAGAUGAUAGUAAGACCAUUUCCUCUGAAAUCUGGAGCUUAUUUCUGUGUAAAAUGACCACGUGCAUGUCACUUCCGGCAGUCGUGUGUUUCCCAGGAACAGCUACUUCAUUCAGAGAUAAUUAUACCUUGUUAAUCCGUUUGUAUGGCUUUCAUUUAUCUUAAGCCUGCUGAGGUUGUUGUGAUUACCACAUCUUGAUUUGUAAAUGUAAAUUUCCUGAGGUGUGCCACUUAUAUGACAUAACAUUCUUAAGAACGCAUUUACUCAGCAUAAUACAUAUGCAUGAGUAAACGGUUCUGAAGAGUAGAAUAUAUUUAGGAACAAGGUGUUUAGAAGUGCAGAAGACAUAAGCAUGAAGUUAUAGGAUAAAGGCAGAAUUAAUGAAUGUGGUGGGAGUUCUCCCUUCCCUUGAGGGCUCUGUGAGAUGAAUGGUCUUUGUCCCCAUUCACAGACUUUGGAUGACAUCCCUCUUGUUAUAGCAUUGUAUGGUGAUAACUGGAAAGGAAGUCCACUCACUCAUUUACGAGACAGAACCAGCGUGGAACUAACGGUAAACCCGGCAUUAACAAGCAUUUUUUCUACAAUAGAUAAAGUGCCGCUUUGUGGCUUGCUGACCCACGGGCGAACUGACUGUCAUGGUUAUUGUUUCAAAACACACUUUCUCACCGAGUGGGUGACUCAAUGACUAGGACCAUGUCUCCAUCUGCUCAUAACCACCAUUAGUCAAACAUUACUCAUGACAACUUUGAGGCGUUGGUAUUGAAUUGAUCAUUUUCCAUUGAUUUAAACAGCAAAACAAAAACUUUCAUGUUUUUGGAAACUUAUUGUCUUGCAUUUUUAAUAACCCUAUUUCACUUAUUUUAUUGUUAACAGAAUAUUGUUUUUUACUGUCAUAAUUCUUUCUCUAUAUAAUUAAAAUGAAAUUACAUUCUAUAUCAUUUACAGAAUUGUAUUCCACCUUUUCAAGAAACUAUUGGCAAAAUAGUAUAAAAUAUUUGCAAAAAACAUUUUCUUUUUAUAUUCCAUGGAACAUUUGGAAUAUAGAAAAUAAUAUUAUUUCGGAUCACAUUAUCUGCAUUUAUUCAGUUCUGUUCCAAAAAAGUAGUAAUAAUAUACCAAUUUAAUAUAAAACAGACAGUAUGACAGAUACAAGGGGUGCGGAAGGUGAGUUAAAUUGUUACUUCUUCCAGUCAACUGUCACAGAAUGCAGUUGCUCAACUUUAAAUGAUUAUCCAUAUUAAGGUUGAAGGUAAGAUUUCUCAUUAAGAGAUUCUUCUGGCCCACAGGUCUUUUACAAGGGAAGAGAUACUACACUGCUCUAGAUACAAGACCUGCUCGAGACAAGCGGAGGGCACAGACAGAAAGAAGGGAGGAAUAAAACGAAAUAGGCAAAAUGACUUGGAACUGUGUGGGAAGACAUGGGAGGAGCUUACAAAGUAUAAACUUGGAUGUUUCCUAGCAGUGGAGAGCCUCAGCACGGUAAACGAUGCCAAAAGUAAAUGAAGAGGACGAAUGCACCGUCGCGUUAACAGAACAUUUGGCGGAUCUUGUUUAAAGUUCAGUCUUCUGGAACAUCUGCGAGACGCCAGCAGUCAGGAACUGACGCUGAGAUCAAUUCUUCGGGUGCACUGGAGCUGGAAACGGUGUGGCAUGCGUGGAUCAAAUAUUCCUGCAUAGUCCAAAUACACUCUCUUGAACUAAAAGAAAGAAAGCGAACUUAUUUCGUAAGAUGAUCUGCUUAUUGUUUUUGUUCCACUGUGCUGCCGGCGUGUUGUCGUCUUCAACCCAGGUGGCUACAAUCUACCCUCAAGAUCCAGCCCUUUCCAUCGGCUCCAGCCUGACAGCCACAUGCUCAGUGAAUCCAGACCAUGGUGUUCACGCAGGCUCGCUCUACUGGACGCUGAACGGAAAGCGUCUUCCCAGCAGCACGUACAGCAUUCUGAGCCCCACCGUGAUCAGCGUCACCCUCCCGCGGCUCUCCGGGUCCCGCCAGCGCUCCGGAGACAACCUCGUGUGCCAUAACAGCGGGGGUCAUGUGCUGGCCGGCUCCUGCAUCUAUGUUGGCAUGCCUCCUGAGAAACCUGUGAAUCUUACCUGCUGGUCCAGGAACACUAAAGACCUCACCUGUAGAUGGGCCCCUGGGGGCCAGGGGGAAACCUUCAUCAAGACAAAAUACACACUCAAAUAUAAGCUCAGGUGGUACGGACGAGAAAAGGAGUGUGAGGACUAUAGCGCGGGAGAUCCAUAUACAUGCUACAUCCCCCGCGACCUCGCCCUCUUCACGCCCUACGAGAUAUGGGUGGAGGCCUCCAACCAACUCGGAACCGCAACAUCUGACGUCAUCUACUUGGAUAUCUUAGACGUGGUGACGACAGACCCACCGACUGAUGUGACCGUGAGCCGAGUGGGCGACCUGGAGGACCAGCUGACUGUGCGCUGGGGGACACCGCCUGCAUUAAAAGACUUCCUCUUUCAGGCCAAAUACCAGAUCAGAUACAGACUGGAGGAAAGCAGCGACUGGAAGGUGGUGCAUGAUGUUGGGAACCAGACUUCCUGCAGGCUCGCAGGGUUGCAGCCAGGCACGGUGUAUUUUGUGCAGGUGCGCUGUAAUCCGGUCGGGAUUCUGGGAUCUAGGAAAGCAGGCAUUUGGAGUGACUGGAGUCACCCAACUGCAGCCUCAACACCACACAGUGAGCGGCUGCUGACAGGGUCAUGUGACUCGAAGGUGGGGCAGCAGAACUCCACAUUGCGGCGGGAUUUAAAGCAGUUCUUUGGCUGGCUGCGCAAACACGCCUACGGGUGCAGCGGUAUGAGUAUCAAACUUUAUGAUCAGUGGCGGGUCUGGCUGCAGAAAUCUCACAAAACACGCAACCAGGUUCUUCAAGGAGAUAAAUCAUAGCACGUCGCAUCACUCCUGGCAGGCAGAACAUUUUAACAACAACAGCACACUGUGGAAGAAUUCACAUUUUCCAGACUGCUGCUUGGCUCAGUGCAAGAAACUAAAAAGUACAGCUGGACUCAAAACGGCAUGUUCAAACAACAAAAGGUGACGGGCAUUUGGUCCCUCGGACACAGACUAAAUUGUGCAGUUCUCUAAAAUGCCUUAUUAUACAGGAAAACAAACUGUCUUUGAUAAUAGCCACAGAGAUCAUGUGGGCUAUAUCUUCGCAACUCACUAUCCAUGGAGAUAAGUUCUUGAUCGUGUCGGGGAGCAAUUAAUUAAAGGUCAUAAUUUGCACAUUUACUGAUGACUAUGCACGAGCCAUGCUUAGCCGACGUGACACAUGGUGUUUAUGUGGACCCAUGACGUUUUCAAAUCUUGCUAACAUUAGCUGACCUGUAUGUUAAAGAGGUUCCUCAUGGACAAGUGGAAAACAUCGCUGUUUUUCUUCAGCCAGCGUUUUGUGUAACUUCAAGACAACUGGAAUAAUAUUAAAACCAUCCAGUUUUACCAAAGGUACCUUUCAUGAAUGUUUGAGUGACUACAGUAGUUUACCUAAAAAUCUGACAGGUAUACCUCACAGAACAUCUUGCCACUUUUUAGUCUCCUGUUUCUUUAAGUAACCAGUACAUGCCGUAUCAAAAGUUGCAAUGCAAUGCUGAACAUAUCAAUACAUAG
Cyprinus carpio (common carp) is the source of this 6587-nucleotide messenger RNA. RefSeq names its product cytokine receptor-like factor 1. The record is from RefSeq and is a predicted model, not a curated record. The transcript is spliced from 9 exons. Gene Ontology annotation, cellular component: external side of plasma membrane. Bases 4698 to 5867 code for a protein of 389 amino acids. Gene Ontology annotation, biological process: cytokine-mediated signaling pathway. Gene Ontology annotation, molecular function: protein binding; cytokine receptor activity. NCBI's taxonomy places the organism in Eukaryota, Metazoa, Chordata, Actinopteri, Cypriniformes, Cyprinidae.